AUGAGUGGAUCUGGAAAAGGACUACUCGGUUUGUGGUUGUAUAGAAACGGUUCUGAUUGGCAACUAAAGGAUGAAACUCAUCAUCCUAAGCUAGAGAAUACUCAUCACGUUCCUCAUCCUUAUGAAGGAGAGAGGAUUUCCGUAAUUUUUACACUAAAAAAUCAAGUGGGAGGGCUAGUAAAAGUUCUAUCGGUCUUCCAAGAUUUAGGAAUAAACGUACUUCAUAUCGAAUCUAGGAAAUCUAUGACGGAGAUCUCCGCAUCUGAUAUUUUGGUCGAUGUUGAAUGUGAUCCUCACAGAAUGGAGCAAUUGAAGCGAAUGCUUAAACGGGAAGUACAAGAAUUCGAAGUGGUUGCACCACAAAUGGGUGAGGACUUUGCACCCCCAACACCGCUUUCGGCAGCUGCUAGUUUUGAUUUUGGCGAAAUGCCUUGGUUUCCAAGAAAGAUUUCCGAUUUGGAUCGUGCUCAGAACGUCCUCAUGUAUGGUUCGGAAUUAGAUGCUGAUCAUCCAGGAUUCAAAGAUCCGAUCUACAGGAAACGUCGUGAGCACUUUGCUGCUAUUGCUAAUAGUUAUAAAUAUGGUCAACCAAUUCCAAGAGUACAGUACACGGAGACCGAGAUCAAAACAUGGGGCAUCGUUUUUCGCGAACUGCACAAGCUCUAUCAGAAACACGCCUGCGCUGAAUAUCUAGAAAAUUGGCCGCAACUUGUUAAAUAUUGCGGUUACAGGGAAGACAACUUGCCUCAGUUGGAAGAUGUGAGCGUAUUUCUAAAACGUAAAACCGGCUUUCAAUUGCGUCCCGUGGCGGGAUAUCUAUCGCCGAGGGAUUUCCUUUCCGGUUUAGCGUUCCGUGUUUUUCAUUGCACGCAGUACAUACGCCAUUCCUCCGACCCCUUUUAUACACCGGAACCUGACUGUUGUCAUGAGCUGCUCGGUCACAUGCCUCUUCUAGCCAAUCCAAGCUUUGCUCAGUUCUCUCAAGAACUCGGCCUUGCUUCUCUCGGUGCAUCCGAUGAAGAUAUUGAUAAAUUGGCGACGUUGUAUUUCUUCACCGUGGAGUUUGGGUUAUGUCGCCAGUUGGAUGGUACUUUCCGUGUGUACGGCGCUGGCUUGUUGUCAUCCGUUGCCGAACUGCAGCACGCUUUGGCUACCCCUGGCAAAAUAAAACGCUUCGAUCCCGAUGUUACUGUGAAUGAAGAGUGUAUUAUAACAUCGUAUCAAAAUGCAUAUUAUUAUACCGACUCAUUCGAGGAAGCUAAAGAAAAAAUGAGAGCCUUUGCUGAAAGCAUCCAACGUCCCUUCGGCGUUCGCUACAACCCAUACACGCAAAGCGUGGAAGUACUGAGCAAUGCGCAAAAGAUAACAGCUUUAGUGCGCGAACUGCGAGGUGAUAUCUGCAUUGUUUCUUCGGCGAUAAAAAAGAUCUCUGCACAGGAUUCUACACUUAAUGUAGAGACGAUCGCCAAUAUGUUGCAUACGGGACUUCAGGUCAACGAAAAAAGUCCGCAAAGCACAUCUGGAGGAAGUUCACCGAACUCUGAACAAGCUAAUUCUUUAAAAACUGAAUCAUUGAAAUAA
Messenger RNA from Papilio polytes (common Mormon), 1581 nucleotides. RefSeq names its product tryptophan 5-hydroxylase 1 (gene Trhn). Gene Ontology annotation, molecular function: tryptophan 5-monooxygenase activity; iron ion binding. The coding region runs from base 1 to 1581 and encodes 526 amino acids. Gene Ontology annotation, biological process: aromatic amino acid metabolic process; serotonin biosynthetic process. Lineage: Eukaryota; Metazoa; Arthropoda; Insecta; Lepidoptera; Papilionidae. Gene Ontology annotation, cellular component: neuron projection. The transcript has 10 exons. The record is from RefSeq and is a predicted model, not a curated record.